This is a messenger RNA of Loa loa (African eye worm), 2711 nucleotides long. RefSeq names its product CBR-PMS-2 protein. The record is from RefSeq and is a predicted model, not a curated record. The transcript is spliced from 20 exons. Gene Ontology annotation, cellular component: MutLalpha complex. Bases 13 to 2511 code for a protein of 832 amino acids. Gene Ontology annotation, molecular function: ATP hydrolysis activity; ATP-dependent DNA damage sensor activity; mismatched DNA binding. Gene Ontology annotation, biological process: mismatch repair. NCBI's taxonomy places the organism in Eukaryota, Metazoa, Nematoda, Chromadorea, Rhabditida, Onchocercidae.
AGUUUGGGGUUGAUGGAAAAUACCGGUCAGCAGGUGAUCCAUACGCGGAUUCAUGCUAUCCCAGCUGAGGUAUGUCGGAAGAUUUGUACGGGUCAGGUUAUUAUCACGUUGGCAGGUGCAUGUAAAGAAUUGAUCGACAAUUCCUUGGACGCUCAAGCCAAGACUAUCGAGAUACGAGUGAAGAAAAUGGGAUUUGAAAGAGUGGAAGUGAUUGAUGAUGGUACCGGAAUUCACUCACUCAAUUUCGAUGCUUUAUGUAAACCACAUUCUACAUCGAAGCUUACUAAUUUCUCAGAUUUUAAUCAGCUAACAACAUUUGGAUUUCGUGGUGAAGCUUUAAGUUCACUGUGCGCCAUAAGUUCACUAUCUAUCACAACCAGACAUGCAGAUGAAGUUAUGGCUACAAAACUACAAUUUGGUCACGACGGAUCGAUAAAAUCACGUGAAAAAUGUGCAAGACCUGUUGGUACCACGAUUUCAAUUAACUGUUUGUUUGAAACAUUACCAGUACGAAGGAAAGAAUUUGAGCGAACUAUCAAAAAGGCUUUCACUAAACUUCUAAAUGUUGUACAGUCAUUUGCUUUAUCCCGGACAAAUGUACGAUUCGUUGUAAAUAGUCUGAUGGAUGGUAAACAACAUCAAGCAUUGGUGACCCCGGGUGGUAAUGCAUCAAUUAAAGAUAUCGUUGUGAAUCUUUUUGGUGCUCGUUUUGAAAAAGGUACAGUCCUGGAUAUUAUUCAACAAGAACCGGAUGAAUCUAUAUGUGCUCUUUAUGGAAUCUCUGACCAUUCGAAAUUCGACGACAUUAAAAUCACUGGUUACAUAAGUUCUUGUGUACAUGGACAGGGAAAAAGUACAGCAGAUCGACAGUUUGUUUAUUUCAACAAGAGACCGGUUGAUUAUGCAAAACUCUGUAGAAUCGCAAAUGAAGUAUACCAACAGUACAACCGUGGGCAAUAUUGUUUGCUUAUCCUCUUUGUUGAUGUCCCUCCUGAAAGUAUUGAUGUAAACGUGUCUCCGGACAAACGUUCGGUAUUCUUCGAACGUGAAAAGGAACUAUUCGCCUUGCUACGUGCUUCACUACUGGCCACUUUUGCUCCACAUCUUGGACAUGUUGACAUUUCAAAUCGAUCCACGACUGCUAAUGAUCUGUCGCAUUUAGAGUCCAUGGAUGAUUCUUUUAUUCAUUUAACACAACUAACUGACAGAAAUGAUUCAUCCGAUAUAUCGACAUCAGAUUUCCAAUCAUCCGAGUCAAAAAACACUAGUCCGCUGGCAACUACCACGUUUGCUAGAGAUAAAUCACGUGGACCGAGUAUAGAUCUCGCAAAUGUAAAAGAAACUAUAGAAAAGACUAGAAAAAGACCUGCUUCAAGGAAUUGUUCUGAAAAAUCGGCUUCUGUCCAAAAACGGCCUGCAGCAAAUAUAUUUGAAAAAUUUGCAUUCAAAGUAAUACCUCAUAAUUCCAAAGAAAUUGUGGCUGAUAGCUGUACAAAUAACGAAGAAGCAUCCCGUGCAUUAGUUGAUCAAAGAGAAAACAUUGAUUUUAGACAAGUUCCCUUACAAACUAUAGUAGCGGGUGCAUCGAAAGAUGAAAAUGUUGAGGUAAUACCUCAGGAGGAUGCUGAUUUUCCAAAUCUCAGCGAUGAUGAUGAUGAUGAUGAUGUGCUAGUUACAGCUGUGAAAGAUGACCAGAAUUGCAAAUCUACCAUGAAUGCAGAGAAUAGUUGUGGAAUUACACGUCGUACACAACAGACAAUAUCAUUCUCAAUGUCUAAUUUUAAGAAGCAUAUGAGCACAUUGCAUCUAAAAACGUCAAAACCUGUGUCGAACAUUUAUGACGAUGAUGAAAGAAUAAUGGAAUCACGUACGGAAUUUCGUGUUGACAAUCCAGAAGUAGCAGAAAGUGAAUUAGCAGCUUAUAUCUCGAAAAAAGAUUUUGAAUCUAUGGAAAUAUUGGGACAAUUCAAUAAAGGCUUCAUUAUCGUGAGGCUAAAUAACGAUCUCUUUAUUGUUGACCAACAUGCCAGCGACGAAAAAUAUAAUUUUGAACGAUUCCAGAAAAAAGCACGCAUACAAACGCAGCACUUAAUUAGUCCACGUGUCUUAGAUCUUGGAGUAGUAAAGGAAGCUAUAUUACGCGACAAUGUUGAUAUAUUUAAUUACAAUGGAUUCGAAUUUCAAUUCGACGAUGAAGAAGUUGUUGGUAAACGUGCAUUAUUGACCGCAAUACCAGUUUUACAAAGUUGGCAGUUCAGUAUAUCAGAUAUCGACGAGAUGCUCUCGGUAUUGUGUGACUUUCCGGGAAUGAUGUAUCGACCGGCAAAAUUGCGGAAACUUUUCGCUUCACGAGCUUGUCGUAAAUCGGUUAUGAUUGGUAGCUCGCUUACAAUGGCACAUAUGGAAAAGAUUGUUCGUCAUCUUGGAACACUUGAUCAUCCAUGGAAUUGUCCCCAUGGGCGACCAACACUUCGGCAUCUUUGUUCGCUUGAAUCCAAAUCAUCUGAUUAAGCUCCCAAUCGGUAUCACCUCAAUGAUAUAAAGUUGAUAUACAAUUUUCAUGCUGAGAAUUUGUUGGAAAUUUUCACUCUUAUUGCUUUAUAAUCUCGUUUUACUUACAAUAUGCAUAUUUCAUUUCAUUUUUCAUCAUCAAGAUUUUUGAUUUGCUCGGGAUUUCUUAUCACAAAAAGGCUAAUUUAUUAAGAAAUUCC